Messenger RNA from Sordaria macrospora k-hell, 351 nucleotides. Lineage: Eukaryota; Fungi; Ascomycota; Sordariomycetes; Sordariales; Sordariaceae. The record is from RefSeq and is a predicted model, not a curated record.
AUGUCUACCCCCUCUGACUCCUACGUCCUACACGACCACUCCCCGUCAACCGACAACGACGACGAUGUCGCCUCCCUUCCGUCCAUCUCCAGCAGUAUCCUAGACUCGGACGAUGACUCGGAAUACGACGACGAAUCAGACGCGCAAAAGGAAUGGGAACAGAGUCUCGAGCAGCUGCAGCUUCUCAUGACCAUGGUGCUAAUACCGUUCGCGGGGAAGUUUUUGGGGCGCAAGUUUGCUUAUUGGAGUUGGGGACGGUACAUGGAGUGGAUGCACGGUGUCAAGGUUGAGUGGUAUAACAAGACGCUAUUCAACAUUGCCGGUUGGGUAGGAGCCGCGUCGACGGUCUGA